This is a messenger RNA of Heterocephalus glaber (naked mole-rat), 2798 nucleotides long. It is a transcript of the gene Jrkl, whose product is annotated as JRK like. NCBI's taxonomy places the organism in Eukaryota, Metazoa, Chordata, Mammalia, Rodentia, Bathyergidae. Gene Ontology annotation, molecular function: DNA binding. Gene Ontology annotation, cellular component: nucleus. The record is from RefSeq and is a predicted model, not a curated record.
GGCGCGCGGGAGGCGGUGUCUUCCGGGAGCCUGCGCUGAGGGGCGGAGCGGCUGCCGCGCGGCAGUCAGAGAGCUGUGCGAGGUCCUGGUUACAGCUGAGUCUCUUUGCCAGCCAAGCCCAGCUGGGGAGGGGGUCAGGGCCAUCAGGAUGCUUUGAAGAUCAGAAGAUUGAGUGUGUUAAGACUUUGUUAAAGUGGGUCAAAGAGAUUUGUGGAUUACUACAGUGUAAGAGUGAGGAAAGUCCCCGAAGCUCACUAUGUCAGGGAAACGGAAGCGUGUGGUGUUGACUAUUAAAGAUAAGCUCGAUAUAAUAAAGAAACUUGAAGAUGGAGGUUCUUCCAAACAGCUGGCUGUGAUUUAUGGAAUUGGUGAAACAACAGUUCGGGAUAUUAGAAAAAAUAAAGAAAAGAUUAUAACUUAUGCAAGCAGUUCUGAUUCUACAAGUCUUCUGGCCAAGAGGAAAUCUAUGAAGCCAUCCAUGUAUGAGGAACUGGAUAAAGCAAUGCUGGAGUGGUUCAACCAGCAGAGAGCAAAAGGGAAUCCCAUAUCUGGACCAAUUUGUGCAAAAAGGGCAGAGUUCUUUUUUUAUGCUUUGGGAAUGGAUGGCGAUUUUAACCCCUCAGCUGGUUGGCUAACUCGUUUUAAGCAGCGGCACAGCAUUAGAGAAAUUAACAUUAGAAAUGAAAGAUUAAAUGGAGAUGAGAAUGCUGUGGAAGAUUUUUGUAACAACUUUCGAGAUUUUAUUGAACAAGAGAAUUUGGAGCCUGAACAAAUCUACAAUGCAGAUGAAACUGGACUGUUUUGGAAGUGUCUGCCUUCCAGGACUUCAGUAAUGAAAGGUAAAUGUACUGUUCCUGGGCAUAAGUCAGUUGAAGAAAGAGUUACUAUCAUGUGUUGUGCCAAUGCAACAGGUUCACACAAGCUUAAACUUUGUGUUGUGGGCAAAGCAAAGAAACCUCGAUCCUUCAAGUCAACUGACACUUUAAACCUGCCAGUCUCUUAUUUCAGCCAAAAAGGUGCAUGGAUGGAUCUUUCCAUUUUUAGACAAUGGUUUGAUAAGAUCUUUGUGCCACAGGUUCGAGAAUAUUUAAGAUCCAAAGGUUUGCAAGAAAAAGCUGUGCUUUUGUUGGACAAUUCACCAACACAUCCAAAUGAAAAUGUCCUGCGUUCAGAUGAUGGUCAAAUAUUUGCUAAAUAUUUACCACCUAAUGUGGCUUCAUUGAUUCAGCCCUUGGAUCAGGGAGUCAUAGCAACAAUGAAGAGAAAUUAUCGUGCAGGUCUUCUUCAGAAAAACUUGGAAGAAGGUAAUGACUUAAAAUCAUUCUGGAAGAAGCUAACUCUGCUGGAUGCACUUUAUGAAAUAGCAAUGGCAUGGAACUUAGUAAAACCAGUUACUAUUAGCAGGGCUUGGAAGCAAAUUUUUCCUACCAUAGAGGAGAAAGAAAGCAUGGAUUUUGAUUAUGAAGAUAUUUCUGUGGCUACUGUGGCCACCAUUUUACAACAUACCAAAGGACUGGAAAAUGUGACUACUGAAAACAUUGAAAAAUGGCUUGAAGUAGACAGUACUGAACCAGGUUAUGAAGUAUUAACUGACAGUGAAAUCAUCAGAAGAGCACAAGGCCAGACAGAUGAAUCUAGUGAAAAUGAAGAGGAGGAAAUAGAACUAAUUCCAGAGAAACAUAUAAAUCAUGCAGCUGCUCUCCAAUGGACUGAAAAUUUGUUGGAUUAUCUAGAACAACAAGGUGAUAUGAUUUUACCUGAUAGACUGGUAAUACGUAAACUUAGAGCCACCAUCAGAAAUAAACAAAAGCUGACAAACUCAAGUCAAUAAUGGCAUUUUAAUUUAAUCAAUUUUGAUAAUUAAGUUUAUCAUGCUUAUCCUCUUUGCAAUAUGUUUUAAUUGUAUUUGUUUUUUGAAUUCUUCAGACACAGUCCUGUAAAAAAAAAAAAGUGUCUGUCUUAGCUUGCGAAUUGUGUGUUUUCUUUAUCUGUCUUGCCCCAUUAUUUUGCAGAUAAUCAGAACCUGAUACUAUACUGAUACCAAUGUAUUUAGUUGUGUAAAUCUGCAGUCAGUUCUUCAAAAACCAUGGCGUUCCCCAAGUUCUCUAGCAAAAGUUAGAAAUCACAGUGAACAAAAUUAAGCACUGUCCUAAAAUCUUUUGCUUGAACUUUGAGGGCUCCCACAAUAAUUUUUUCUUGUGCUACCAUAAACAGUUGUUUUGUGUAUAUGUAUAGGUUGAAAGGAUGAGAAAAAUGGGUAUUAUUAGAUUUCAGGAUGAUCUAUAAAAUGAAAUUUAGUAAUGGUGGGGAAAUAAUGAUCUGUUAAUCAUAAAAAUAACUUACAAAUUAUACUUCUGUUUUACAUUUGCGUGGGUGGCAAGAAGGGGAGAUUUUUCGGGAAAUGAAAUAUAGGAAGUAACUGCUAAAUGAGAAACUGUUGGAAAGCUGAUAUUUAAAAGUGGUAUUCUGAUCAAUUGUAGGAAAUGGAGUUAAAAAUUUUGGAAAGUAAGUUAUUUAUACAAAGAAUAUUUUAAUUUGGUCUUUUACUAUGAAUUGGGUAAUAAUAUACAUUUAUUAUUUAUUUAUCUAAUUAUAGUGUAGAUUUCUUAAUGCUUCAUGUAAUGAUAUGAGCUCCCACCUUGUAUUUGGUGAACAUCUUGGGAAUUUAAAAGUAAGGUUUGUUUUAUUUACGGAAUAUUAAGAAAUAUUACCUAUAACUUGAAAAAUUUUGUCAUACCUGACUUACUUGAUACGAAAAGAAGAAAAGAAUAAAGUUUUUAUUAUUUAAAACAAAGUCA